AUGGGAACAAGUAGGUCCAACAGGUACAGCAUUGUGUCAGACAUUUUACCAGAGGAGGAACGUCAGAAGAUCUCUAGCUUAGGACUCCACAACGGCAGCAGUUCCCCCAGCUUCCGACUGCAGUCAGCCUGCAACACAGAGACAGAAGACAGUGGGAGGAGGUCGGUUGCCUCCGCUUCCGUGCCCAGCACGAGGGGACAAGGAGGGAUGAACAACUACAACGGGAAGAUUCUGACAAGGGGCUCCAGCCAAGUACGGAGCCGAUUCGUAAAGAAAAAUGGACAAUGUAAUGUUGUAUUCACCAACAUGGAAGAAAAGAGGCAGCGCUACCUAGCUGACAUCUUCACCACCUGUGUGGACAUCCGCUGGAGAUACCUGCUGCUUAUAUUCUGCACCAGCUUCAUGGUGUCCUGGCUUUUCUUUGGAAUUAUCUUUUACACUGUCUCCCUCGCACAUGGGGACUUUCAGGAGCACCCUACUCCACAAAGGAUGCCCUGCAUACUUCAUGUCCAAGGAUUUGUUGGAGCACUCCUGUUCUCCAUGGAGACCCAGACCACUAUUGGCUAUGGCUGGCGCUGUGUUACAGAGGAGUGUCCUGUCGCCGUGAUAACAGUGGUGAUCCAGUCUAUUGUAGGCUGUAUCAUCGACUCUUUCAUGAUUGGCACCAUCAUGGCCAAAAUGGCACGGCCAAAGAAGAGGAACCAGACCCUCAUGUUUUCCAAAAACGCUGUAAUUGCCCUGCGUGAUGGAAAGCUGUGCCUCAUGUGGAGGGUGGGAAACUUGCGGAAGAGCCACAUUGUGGAGGCUCAUGUUCGUGCCCAGCUCAUACGGUCAUAUGUCACAGCUGAGGGUGAGUUCAUCCCCUUGGAGCAGAUGGACCUCAGUGUGGGCUAUGAUGAGGGCACAGACAGGCUGUUUCUAGUUUCCCCGCUGGUUAUAGUCCAUGAGAUAGAUAAAGACAGCCCCUUGUAUACUUUAAGCCGAGCUGAUCUGGAGGCAGAUGACUUUGAGAUUGUUGUGAUCCUGGAGGGGAUGGUGGAGGCCACGGCCAUGACCACCCAGUUCCGUAGCUCCUACCUUGCCAGAGAGAUCUUCUGGGGUCACAGGUUUGAGCCCGUGAUCUACGAGGAUCGGGACCGCUACAAGGUAGACUACGCUCGCUUCCACAAGACCUACGAGGUGCCGUCGACGCCUCACCUCAGCGCCAAAGAGCUUGAUGAGGCUGCAAGCCGGGCCUCUUCUGCUGCUUCUCCUGCCUCUGCAUGUAGAUCCACACAAGACUUGAUUCCCAGGUCGCUGAGCGCCUUCUGUUAUGAGAACGAGGUAGCACUGAGCUGUGGGGAGGAGGAGGAAGACAUCUUUGACUCCUCUCAGAUUGUAGGGAAGGAGAGGGCAGAAGAGAGGAGGACUUCACUUGCCAUGGACUUCCAAAAUAUGUUCCAAGACACUGCGACCACGACAUCAGGCAGUCACAACGUCAUGUGUGUUCUAGACAUGGACAAUAACCAGAUGGAAUUUGACAUCCUACAGACUGCUAUUCCUCUGGAUCCUGUGACCUACAAGAGUGAGCAAGAGAUCUAA
This is a messenger RNA of Toxotes jaculatrix (banded archerfish), 1581 nucleotides long. Its product is annotated as ATP-sensitive inward rectifier potassium channel 12. Gene Ontology annotation, biological process: regulation of monoatomic ion transmembrane transport; potassium ion import across plasma membrane. NCBI's taxonomy places the organism in Eukaryota, Metazoa, Chordata, Actinopteri, Toxotidae. Gene Ontology annotation, cellular component: plasma membrane. The transcript is spliced from 3 exons. Gene Ontology annotation, molecular function: inward rectifier potassium channel activity. The coding region runs from base 1 to 1581 and encodes 526 amino acids. The record is from RefSeq and is a predicted model, not a curated record.